CCAUAUAUAUAUGCACAUGUCCUAAGGCAUACACACACACACAUAUGCCUUAGGAGCCUGUGGCUAUCUGUGUGGCGUAGCCUAGUUGGCCCAAUAGUUCAACUUCAUUUGACUGUCAGGUUUUAAAAACCUGUUCAUUGGUGCUGUUUCUUAGGGUCUUAAAAUAUUUAGUUUUCUUAAUGUUUCCAAUUCAGCUAAUAAUUUACUGGUUGACAGCUAUGAGUUUGAUAGAAAUGUGGAUCAAAGAAAAAAAGUUUUUCGAAAGGACAAAAUGUGACACCGAAGGAGACAUGGAAGGCGCUAUUUUUGUGCCCCUUACAGUCAGCUUGACAUAUAUGUGUUGACACCUUCCACCCAGAUCUCUCUCCUUUACUCUGGAUGUAUAUAUUAAGCCACUCAUGGCACACUCCAUCUGCUGCUUGCACAUUUGCCUUCCACUCAAUACAUCCGGAAUUGAAUUUAUUAUCUCACUGACUUUCCUCUCUUCCUCAUCUGCCUUUUCUUCCUAUAUUCCUUAAAUGAGUGAAUGACAACAGCAUUUAACCAAGUGAAAAAGCUAAAAACUUGGGCGACGUGUUGACUUCUGUGUUGUUCUUUCUAAGCCCCAAACCAUAAUAUGAUAAUUUGCUAUCAUUCCUUGGGUACCUCCUACAUGGUAGGCUCUGUAGUAGGUACCAUCUCAUUUCAUGUUAACAACAAUCCUCUGUGCAACCUAUGAUUGUUUCAUUCUCCAGGUAAGAAAGCUGAGGCUCAGAGAAGUAAUAGCCUGCUCCAUGCACUGCUUUCAGUUUACUCAACGUGUCUCAAGGGGUUGCCGAGAGGUUUUCUUCUCUAGCUCUUCGAUUUACCCUUUCUCACCUUUCCGAUGGGAUGCAACUUAAAAUGUACUUCUUCCAGGAUCUUGGUCAUUCAAACCUUCCGCAUCCCCAUCCCCUACACCUCAUCCCCAUGAUCGUCCUUGUCACACUCCCUUUAGCUUUGUUUAAUUGUCUGCAUUCACUGUUAUACUGUGAGCCUUAUGAGAAUGAAGACUGACCUAUUUCCCUUGCCAUUAAAUCCCUAGGCGGUAGCAUACAGCCCAUAUUAAGUACUGGUUUAAUGAAUGAAUGGGAGACUAAGUGAGAAACAUAAAUUCUGUUUAUUUCUGAAUUACUGUCUAUCGCUAGCCCUUUGAUAGUUUCCCUUUUUUCUAGAACUCUUCUGUAUCCUCAGAGCUGUUCCAUCUUAGCUCUCAUGCAUUCAACUCAUUGCCAGGUUCCAGAGGCUGCUGACUUGUAGACAACAAAUCCAAGUAUUUACCAAGCUUGUUUGACAAAGCAAAAUGUUUUGCUUUUUCAUGUUCUAUCAUAAAAGCUUGGAAGAGACAUGACUUGUUUAUCCUUUCUUCAUGGCGUCAUUUUAUAGGAUUAUAUAGUGUCAGUGUUCAAGCAGAACUUAGAGACCAUUUGAUUAAAUCCCUCAGAGGAAACAGGGUCCCAAAAAGAUAAGGCAAUUUACCUGAAAUUCUGCUGCUAGCAAACAGCAGCCUAGUUCUAUUUUAUUUACGCGGCUUCUAGCAUGUUGCCUUUUUGGGGUCAGGUUAAUCUUCAUUUGGGUGGGUGGCUACACCUGAGAAACAGCACUACCGACUGGUCUCUGGAGGCACUCAAGAGGACUCUGCUGUGCCUCACUCCUUCAAGGUCUUCCAAGACUGAUUACAAGGCAGUCUCGUUAUCUGGUGUUGUAAGCUCAGAGCAGCCUGCGGCAUGACCAGUCACACACUGAACAGAACAACAGCCAAUUCUGUCACCCAUCCAAGGAUCUGUAGCUCAGCCAUGACAUCUGGGGAAAGUGUUUACAGAGUCCAGCGUGGAACUCACUGAAGCCAUGUACUCACAUCUGGAGUCUAGACAGCGUGGCUCUCUCAUUUGGGCUCACAGCCUCUUCACGCCUCCUACAGUUCUCUCUGACUCCUUCUUUACCCCAUUUUUCACUUUGCCAAAGCUUCUUCCCUCCCACCAUGUGCCUCUCUCUCUUGAUUGCUUGCUUCUUUCAUUUUUUUUCUUUCUUCAAAUCACUCUGGGCUUAAGUUUUUGCAGAUACUCCUGACAAACUUUUUAGAAACAGGGUUUCCCAACACUGAGGAGAUCACAGAGGCAUAAUGUCAUGGUAGAGGAUGUCCUAGCAGGUUCUGAUACAAGGUUUUCUGCUAACCAGCUGCAUGACCUUAAAACAUUUUUUUCACUGGGACUUGAUUUUUCUUACCUUCAAAAUGAAAAAUGUUGGACUACAUUUGUCAUAGUCCAAAUGUAUUUUUUUAAAAAACAACAAAAUCCUUUCUUCAAUCAAAAUUGUAUGAGGAACACCAUAUGGGGAAAAUAGUGAAGAAAAGCUUUUCUGGUUAACAUGUGGGAGGGGGCAGAAUAACUCUUUCACCUUCAGCCAUCCCUAUUGAAUGCUGAGAGCGAAAGAGCUCCUGGCAUGCACAAUUGGAAAAUCUUCGGCCUGGAGGAUCUUGUGAGAUCUUUUCUAUUUGGUAGGUAUGGCUGAAACAAUAAUGCUCAUCAAUAUUCUCUUUGCACCCGACAUUCCCCAUCCCCCUUGUAGCUAGGUUUUGCAAUGUAAGUCAUUUUGGCCAAGGUGGGCAGACAUGAUUUGUCAUGACUGAGUCGAGACAGUGAAAACUCAUGUGAUUCUUCGUAAGUUUUUCCCUUGCUGCAGUGACAAAAGAGGCUGCCUCUUGCAUGGGGUGUGGCUAUGAGAGGAUGAACUCUCUGUCAGCCUGGGUCCUUGAAUGACAGUAUGGAGCAGAGAUGUUUAUGGUGCUACCAUGGAUAUAUGAUAUGACUGAAAAAUAACGCUUUGUUGUGGUAAGCCACUGGGAUUUGGAGAUAAACUUGCAAACCGAAAUGAAGCCAGCCUGUGUUGAUUAUGGAGAAAGGUAAGAAGAAUAAAAUUAGGAGAACAAAAUCAAACUCUCCUUCAUGUCAGGACUUACUCAACCAUCUGUGCAUUGUGGAACUACCUCUUCCUACUGGGUUGUAUGAUGAGACUAACCAGACAGUUCCUAUACUAGUUUAUUUAAAUAAAAUCCAACUAAAUGGGAGUCUUUUUAAGAACAUAAAUAGAGAUUCUUUGAAUUUAAUUAAUCCCAAAAUCUUCCAAUCUAUAAAACAAAUUUUAAACAAAACGCUUUCCCCAAAAUGGAGUCCAUACAUUUCUACAGAAUCCUGUAACUUGGAGAUAGAAUGUUACAGCUAACAGGGCAUUUUGGAGAGGAGGACCUCAGAACAUGCUAGAACAGAGGCUGCCUUUUACUGUAAUGCAGGACUUCCUUUCUGAGGCUUUUUCUGUUCCUUCCCCAAAGGGCACUGCUAACUGAGGAUCAUUAUUAGUAAGUAUAAAACUCCAGCUCCUUGUGAAAGACAGUGUGUGAUUUCUCAAGGAUCUGGAAAUAGAAAUUCCAUUUGACCCAGCAAUCCCAUUACUGGGUAUAUACCCAAAGGAUUAUAAAUCAUUCUACUAUAAAGACACAUGUACACAUAUGUUCAUUGUGGCACUAUUUACAAUAGCAAACACUUGGAACAAACCAAAUGCCCAUUGAUGAUAGACUGGACAAGGAAAAUGUGGCACAUAUACACCAUGGAAUACUAUGCAGCCAUAAAAAAACGAUGAGUUUGUGUCCUUUACAGGGACAUGGAUGAAUCUGGAAACUGUCAUUCUCAGCAAACUGACACAGAACUGAAAACCAAACACUGAAUGUUCUCACUCAUAGGUGGGUGUUGAACAAUGAGAACACAUGGACACAGGGAGGGGAGCAUCACACUGGGAUCUGUUGGGGGGUGACUAGGAGAGGGACAGUGGGGGUGGGGAGGUUGGGGAGAGAUAAUAUACGGAGAAAUGCCAAAUAUAGGUGAUAGGAGGGUGAAGGCAGCAAACCACAUUGCCAUGUAGGUACCUAUGCAACAAUCCUGCAUGAUCUGCACAUGAAUCCCAGAACCUAAAGUACAAUUAAAAAAAAAGAAAAAAAAGACUCCAGCUCCUACCUGGGUAUUAUUGGGAAGUGGAGGUGACUCUGAGUCACAUAUUCUACAAUGAGACUUAAUCCUGCAGGAUUAAGCUCCAGAUACUCAAUGGGUUCACUGACACAGUAACACCCCCUUUACUGGCUGCCUUUCUUCCCUGUUCCACUUGUUUUCCUUACUGUUCCCCUACCACCGCCACACCCCAUGGUACCACAUAUCAAGAAACCACUGUGCAUGAAUCCUUAUCCCAGGAUUCUGGGGGUACCCAAACCAAGACAAAGCCAUUUAGCCCAAUCACUCCAUCUUGCAAAGGUCCAACCAGUCUCCUCAAGGAAAUUUCUAAAUGACAUGAAUUCUGGCAGUACACCUGCUGCCAUCUCGGCUCCAUGGCUCCAUAACUUUAGGAGUUUCAUUUACCUCUUUUCUCUUUCCAUAUUAUUUGCAAAUAUCUCUUUUUAAAAUGUUGGUGCUCCAUGAGUGUAAGACCUACAUUCUCGGUAGUUCUCAAUCAGUCUUUUCCUCUGGACGAUAAUAUCUACUCUUGUGGUGUUAAUUCCCAUCUGUAUGCUGACAAGUCCCAAACCAAUAUCUCUAGCCCAGACUUAUUUCCUGAGUUCCUUCAGUAAAUCUCUGGUUGGAUACCUCAGGGGCACUUUGAAACCCAACAUGUUCAAAGCAUAAUUUUUCACAACUCCAACCUCCCACCUAAAACCCACAAAACACUUUCUAUUUGAAUUUUCUCUGUCUUAAUAAAUGGCAACACUGGAAUCCAAGCUUUAUGAAACAAGAGACUUUUACAUGUUUUAUCUUCUGAAGUAUCCCCCAUAGAAUGGUACCUAGAAAAAGAGUAGUUAUUAAAAACUAUUUGAAUGAAUGAAUACUUGACUCCUCCAUCCUCUAUAAAAUCAACUAAAAAGUCCAAUUUAGCUCUGGCUCUGAUUAGUUGCUUGCCAAAUUUCUGUCCACCUCAUCACAGUGCAAAAAAGCAGGAAAAAUCCAAUAAUGGGAAAUAAGUUUAUCACAUCAUUAUUAGUAGCAGCUAAAUGUUGUAUUGAUAUAUAUGACUGUAGAUUGGGAAAUAAUUCAUACUCUGUGCCUAAAAAAAUGUAAAUAUUAUGGAAAAGGGAAUAAUAUGUAAUCGUGCAUUUUUCAAAGGAACACUAUUUCAAAUAUAGGAUAUUUUUAGUACAUCCCUGUGUAACUAUAUAUAUGUUUAAUGUACAAAGACAUGACUAGAAAAAAAUAUAGCAAAUGUUAAUUCUGUAGAACAAUGUUUUUUUCAAAAUUUUGUUUUUUAUACUCUUGGCUCUUUACCAAGUUGUCUACAAAUAAGGAUGCUUCACUUUUAUAAUCAGAAAAAAAUCUAAAAUAUUUUUAUGUAAGAAAAUCAAGGCUAAGCAUUUGUGGGGUGGGGUGAGGUGGGGACAGGAUCUCACUCUGUCACUCAGGCUGGAGUGUGGUAGCAUGAUCAUGGCUCACUGCAGCCUUGACCUCUCUGAGCUCAAGUGAACCUCCCACCUCAGCCUUCCAAGUAGCAUGCAGGUAUGUGCCACCAUGCUUGGCUAAUUUUUUGUAUGUUUUGUAGAGACAGAGUUCCACCGUAUUUCCCAGGCUGGUAUUGAACUCCUGGGCUCAAACAAUCUGUCUGUCUCAGCCUCCCAAAGUGUUGGGGUUACAGGCAUGAGCCAUUGCGCCCAGCCUAUCUUUUUUCACCUUUUACAUUUUUUUCAUUUUUUUUUUUAUUAUUCAGUUAAUUUUACUGAAAAUAUUUUCUUUUGAUUUCUAAUAAUAAAGUCAAAUGUUUAUUUUUUAAUAGAACUCCAAAAAAAAAAAGAGAAAGAAAAUGGCUCCACGUCCUGUGUCUCAUUAUUUUUUAAGUACUAAUAUGCAAUGGAAUAUGACAUUCUUUUUAUUUUGUGUAACUGCUUACAAAAAAUCUGGACCCUAGAUGCUUCUGUUAAAAAAAGAGUCAACUGAACAAUACUGCUUUUUUUUUUUUGAGACAGAGUUUUGCUCUUGUUACCCAGGCUGGAGUGCAAUGGCGCGAUCUCAGCUCACUGCAACCUCCGCCUCCUGGGUUCAGGCAAUUCUCCUGCCUCAGCCCCUGAGUAGCUGGGAUUACAGGCACAACUAAUUUUUUGUAUUUUAGUAGAGACAGGGUUUCACCAUAUUGACCAGAAUGCUAUCAAUCUCUGGACCUCGUGAUCCACCAGCCUUGGCCUCCCAAAGUGCUGGGAUUACAGGCGUGAGCCACCGUGCCUGGCCCAAUACUGCUUUUUAUAUUAAUGAAGGUGUGGAUAAAAUACUCUCAUCCUGAGUUUUAACUGCCAUUUAUAAACUUACUGUUCUUCAGCAAGUAAAUCUAUAAAUUGAAAAGCAGUAGUACCCAUCACAAUAUGAACACAUUUCUCUCUCUCCACAGAUAUUAAAAUAUGGCUAAAUGUGCUACUAUGAAUGAAGAUUAUUAUAUACAUACAACCUGAAAAUAACUCUGAGAAAUAACUUUUCAAAAGAGGAAAGUAAAAACAUGAUUGUGGAAAAUUUAGAAAGAUUACAAAUAUUCCUAUGUCUACAAAAUAUGAGUGUGUAUAACAUCUUUAAAUGUGACACGUGUUAAACACCAAUUUUGUUGUGAACUGAGAAAAGUUUAUAUCCUCAUUUCAAAUUGCUUACAUUUCUGAAAAGAACAGCACCUAGGAAGCAAAAGACUAUCUUUUGUUUCAUCAGGGUUCAAUAUUGAUUUAAAAGACUGAAUGGAUUCCUUUCUUACCCUCUUCCCCAAUCACCUACCAAUUCAGGUGUAUAUCUCAAGCAAGCAGAAUUUUACACAAGCCUGUUCAUUGCUUCCAUCACAUUCUCCCACACACAUUCAAUCACUCUCCUCUCUUAUUUUGGAAUAAACUGUUGUGAAAUUCUGCUGAAAAUUUCUUACUGUGCCUUUGAGAUUAAUUCCCUUUGUUAAGUGAAUAUGGAUGUAAAUAAUUAACCUUUCAUUCAGCUUUAAUAGAAGAAAAGCAGAAUUUCGGUAGCACUAACUUACUUCAUAGGGUAUUACUUACACCAUCUCCAUCCCAUCUCUUCCCACAUGUGACCAUCUGGUUGGCUGAAUGCAGCUGUUCAUUUGUGUCAUUUGCAUGACUACAGGUCCAAAGAGCAUAAUAGGAGGCGAAGGAAAUCAUGCACAUGUGGGAAGGGGAGAGCUGAGUUAUGGACCCCAGGAGUUCUCAUUUUGGAUAAUUUCAGAAAAUGCAUAGCAUAAUCACUGCUGGGUGAUGUGAUUGUUAAAUUGCUGUUCUGACCUCAGAAAGGGAGCCUGGGUGCAGCAAUUGGUGUUUGGGAAAAGAAACAUGUUUAUGGUAUUAUAUGUUCAAAUGACAAGUGAGAUUUAGUAAGUAGGAAUACAAUAUCUCCUGCCUUUACUGCACACCUACUCUGACCAUGGGAAAUGAAAUGUAUACAAUAGGGUGCUUGACACUGAGUAUCAGAUACAUAAUAAUCCCACCUUCUAGGGACUCUUGAGGACUUCUCUGCCCUGUCAUCAUCAUCAUCAUUGUUAUUAUCAUUAUUUGAGACGGACUCUCUCUCUGUCACCCAGGGUGUAGUGCACUGGCAUGAUCUCAGCUCACUUCAACCUCCACCUCCCAGGUUCAAGCCAUUCUUCUCCCUCAGCCUCCCAAGUAGUUGGGACUAUAGGCAUGAGCCACCAUGCUCAGCUAAUUUUUGUAUUUUUAGUGGAGGUGAGUUUUCAUCAUGUUGGCCAGGCUGGUCUCUAACUCCUGACCUCAAGUGAUGCACCUGCCUCUGCCUCCCAUAGUGCUGGGAUUACAGGUAUGAGCAACCUCACCCAGCCUGCCCUGUCAUUCUUUGUUGUAAAGAGGAUGGACUCUGGAGUUCAAACCCAGAAAUCUGUGUUUUAACAAACUCCUCAGAAGAUUCUGACACAUACGCAAGUUUGAGAACCACUGGUGUAAUCCUUCAGCCUUUACUCCAGGUGAAGUUUCUCUCUACUAUUUUAGAUCCAGCUAUGUUUUUUUUUUAAUGUGCUUUGUUUUUACUCUUCCAUUCCUUUUUCUUUUCCAGGUAUUCAACAAUUUUUGUUGGACAAUUGAAUUAUUUCUGACAAUUAUUUUCCUACACUGAAUAAUCUCCCCCCUUGCAAUUUUUUUCAUAAGUGGGGGUUACUCAUUUUUGUAUUUUUUUCAUUGAUAUAUUAUAGUUGUACUUUUUUUUGGAUAUAUGUGAUAUUUUGAUAUUUGUAUACAAUGUGCAGUGAUCAAAUCAGGGUAAUUGGGAUAUCUAUCACCUCAAGCAUUUAUCUUUUCUUUCUGUUGAGAACAUUGAAAUAUUUCUUUUUUACCUAUUUUGAAAUACACAAAUUGUCAUUUUUCUAUUGUAGUAUCAAAUACUAAAACUUGUUCCUUUCAUUUAACUUUGACCUUUUAAUCUUUUUUAAGCAUCCUUUACCUCAUGGUCUCUUACUUCAACCUCCCAGAAACUCCCCAAUGUCAGUGGAUGAAGUCCAAUUGUCCUGCCCCAUUCUAACACUCUACAUGGUACAAGCCUCUGAAACUAACUUAACAACUUACGUUUUUUCUUUCUGCACAACUUAUUCUCGGAUGAAAUUUAUUUUUUUAAUGUCUAUAUCAUUCCUUGUACAUAAUUUUCUCUGUGCUUUUGUUUACACUUUUUUUUUUUUUUUUUUUUUUUAGAUGGAGUUUCACUCUUGUUACCCAGGCUGGAGUGCAAUGGCACGAUCUCGGCUCACCGCAACCUCCGCCUCCUGGGUUCAGGCAAUUCUCCAGCCUCAGCCUCCCGAGUAGCUGGGAUUACAGGCACCUGCCACUGUGCCCAGCUAAUUUUUGUAUUUUUAGUAGAGAUGGGGUUUCACCUUGUUGACCAGGAUGGUCUCGAUCUCUUGACCUCGUGAUCCACCCACCUCGGCCUCCCAAAGUGCUGGGAUUAUAAGCGUGAGCCACCGUGCCUGACCUUGUUCUCUUCCAGGUCUAGAUCAUUCUCUUUUAACCCUUCUUAUGUGUUUAAAUCCUCAUCACCUUUCAGUUUUCCCUUCUUUCAAGAAGACUUUCCCACCACCGCAUUGUACUAUGCUGUCUCCCUUACUGUCCAUUCCUCUCCUCUGACAACUACAUGUCCCCUAUCUUGUAUUAUUAUACACAUGGCCCCAGGGACAAAAAGUUUGAUUUUGACUUCUUUGUAUCUUUUUACCCAAUAGCUUAUAGACUGAAGUGUUCAUAAGUCAUAUUGGUCUUCAAAUAAUAACUCCAAAGUUUUGAAAAGUAGGUAGAAUGCUUAUUGUCAGUAAAAUGGUUAGAUUGACCAAUUAGUAUUUAAUUCUAGAUCACGAUUCACUAUCCUAACUGGAAAUUACUCUAGUGUUUUGGGAUGAGGGUAACUGCAAUGAGAGGUCAUUCUUCUGUAGAAACACAGGAACUCCUAUGGGCAGUAGCAGUGAACAGCCCUGAGGAUGGAAUUAACGAACCAAGAUAAGGAAAACUGGCAUUGGCUUCAGUUUCUUUCAGUGUCAGAGAACUACAGGUUUUCUAGUGUCACAAUGAUAAUGUUCUGGUUUUCUGUCAAUGAUACAAAAAGAAAAAGGUGGGGAAUUGGGAAGAGAAAAAAUCUGUCUCUCUGCUUGCCUUUGCUGCUAUAGGAGAAAAGUAUUUUGGAAAAUGAGAAAAUUACAUCAACCAAAUAAGUCAAAUGAUAAAGUCCUUACUGUAAAAAAAAAAAAAAAAGUCCUUAUUGUAAAUUCCAGAUAAAGUUCUGAUUUUCUAUAUGAGGUUGGUCAAGUAACUUUAUGCUUUGGUACUCAGAGACUUCAUCUACCAAAUGAAGAUUCUAAUGCAUUUUCCUUGUGAUUGUAAAAAUUCAAGGAGUAGUGGCUGUUCCUGGAUCAGAGGUUGGACAAUUAAAUCCUUGCCAUCCUGCGGCUAGUACUGGGACAAAGCGUGCAGUGUGGGGCAUUCAUCCUACCGAGGAUGAUGACCACUUUUAUUCCCCAUGUCCUGCAUCUCCCUUCUACUUUUGGAGUUUUCAGGCCCAAAGGAGCAAUGAAGAGAAGAAAGUCAAAUGUUCAAGCAGGUAUAAGGAAAACAGCAUGGCUAUACCUUCAUUAGGAAAGAUAGAUGUGAUCCCUGGAUACAGAAAUAUGAAUGUCUGUUUACUUGUGGAAACUGUUUGCAUAGUAUCUCUAGAUUUCCCAAGUUCCUGCCUUAGGCCAGACAACAUGCUAGAUGUACCCACAUAGAUCAUUUCAACUUGGUCAUAGCUCCACCAUGUAAGUAGCCCAAAGGAGAAAAAAAAAAAUCAAAGGAGGAUUUGUCGAUUUCCCAAUGACCAGACAGAGACACUUUUUACUCUGAAGAUCAUGUUCUUUCUACUCUCUCAGAAUGCCAUUCGGAAGCCAGGAUGACUUAGGAGAAGCCACACAGAAGAGGAGGUAAACUUAUACUAUCUAUAAAAGUUUUGAUCCAAGUGGAAGCUGCAUGAUUAGAACCCCUGAGUACUUGGGAUAAUCUACACAAAGACAUAUUAGUCAAGAAUACUGAAGGUGGAGAUUAAUAAGAAUAUAACAUGUCCUUGCCUAGGAUAAAGUUGCAUACUAUUUUUAAGUAAUGGAGCAUCCACUGCCAUCUGACCUAGACUCAAGACUCACUGGCACAGAUUUAUCCAUCUCACAAAACACUGGUUAUUUUGCUCCUUUACUACUCCAUUAGGUGCCCGGUUGUCUUGGGGCAUUGGAGGUAAGUCCUUAAAUAGUGGUUGGUCAGGGAAGCAUGGGAAUGACAUUUAAACUAAAGGUCAGGUUCCUUAGUCCAUGCACUGGCCCUAAGCACAUAACACGGAGUCCCUCCUGCAGGCUUCAUUUGGUUCACGGGCUCCAGCAUGGCCCUCACCUUAGAACAUCAUCAGAUAUCCUGAACCAUUUCUUGGUUCUUUUUCCUGUCUUGUCCUCAUGGUCCUGCCAACCCUUGAUAUUUUUUUAAGUUCUCGUUAAAAGACAUCCUUCAUAUCAUUUCUCCUGCCAAGGAGACGACUAUCCCUUUCUAGAAGAGAUUGACGGCAUAUUUAGAAAGACCCAAUUGCUAGAAAUACAGAGUGAGUUCUUUGUCCAGCUUGGAGAACAGGUGGGGCAAAUCCCUGUUAUUUGCUCUUGAUGUUUCACCCCUCAGCCUAACAAAAAGGUUUCUUACUAUAGCAAUGGAAAACAAAAUGCAAGUUAAAUUCUCAAGGCACUCCAUUAGAUAAGCCUUUGGCAGCAUUCCCUCCUAAAUUUAUAUUUCAACAGAGGUUACUUUUCCAUAUUAAAAUGAACACAGGGAAAUUAUGAGAAGGAAGAGAAGAGAGGAAAAGAUGGAAGAAUUAGUAAAAUGAAUCCAAAAGGAGAAAUUUAGAUCUCAGAUUAGCAGUAUAUCUCUGAAAUUUGGUUCUGUCAGUGCUUAAUUUAUCUGUGCACUAAUGAAGGCAAAUACUUAUUACUCUAAUCCUAAAAUCUCAGUGUUUUAACAUAGUAAAAGCAAAAUUUUCUGACACAUUAGUAUCUCAUACCUAUCAGCCUUUUGGGGCUAGUUCAGGGGCUGUACUUUGUUUCACACAGUCAUUUGGGAACCCAGCUCCAGCUUGAAGCUUGCCAUCUUUAAGAACUCAGAUUCUUCCAUGAUAUUCUUUGCUUUGGGCAAGAUGAGAGAAAAGCACAAGUGGAGAAUAGUUCAGGAAGCUUCCAGGGGGCAGGACUAAAAGGGAGCAUACUUUCUCUAACAUUUCAUGAAUCAAAAUUCAGACACAUGGCUUCAUCUGUCUGUAAUGGAAGCUAUAAAUACAGCUUAGUUGUGUAAACAGGAAUUUUAAAAAGCAGGAUUUGGAGAAAACCAGCAUUGUUUGGUAACAAUUAGGGACCAGAGCUAGGUAUGGCUUUCCCUACGUGUAGUAUUUCUAACUGAGUAAGAGAGGAGGCUCAACCAAGCUUUGGGAGUCCUUGGUCAGCUUUUUUAAACAUUUAAACUGCAUGUGCUAAAAGUAAAUUUGACCUUUUUGUGUAAAACUUCACAAAAUAUGCUAGUAAUUAAUUUUUUGAGUGUAGGUGAGGAGGUUUUAUAUACUAGUUUGUAUCUUGAAUUGAUGCUGUCAUGAAAACAUUUCAUAGGUGUCUAUAUUUCUACUGGCUUAAAAUUUAAAAUCUAGUUAAAAAACUAUAAUCUGUAAUGUACCUGAAAUAAAAUUUUAAAGAGAAAAUAACCCCAAAACAGUGUGUUACUUUCUUCCGAAAGCUUUCCCUUAAGUAGAAAUAGAAAGGGUUACUGUAGGAUUAAUACGGCAAGUCAAAAAAAAUUUUCACCAAAACAUACAUUCUUCUAUUGAAAAAUGCAUAAUGGCAAAUACUCAAAAAUUGAUUAUAGAUCAACAUUUGGGUAUUAGAUUUGUUGUAAUUUCCCCAUAUUCCUCUACAUUGAUAUUAAAUGCACUGAAAUAAAAAACGUUAUUAACGCAUGAUAAAUGACAUGUCCAUAGGGGUGCAUAGGGGUAUACAGGUUGGAGUUUAACUAGAAAAAUAAAAACCAGUUCAGAUACCUACCCUUAGAUAAUUGCUUAUGCAGGUGAUGGAGGAAUUUAAAAUACAAAUAAGACACAAUAGAGUAAUCUAAGAGAUUUAAACAGCAGAAAACCACUCCUAGUAUGAGGCUGGAGAGAUAAUGGAAGGAGGUAGUGUUCCCUGGUCUAGGGGGUAGGGUUACGAGUGGAAGCCAGAUGCACAGCAGACAUGUCCUGCAGGAAGUAGCAAUGUGGAGAUUUUGAAGCUGUUGGAUAUGAAGAAUAUGAAGGAGCUGGCCCUAUGGAGAAUAGAAAACCAAUGUCCGAGGCCGGGCGCAGUGGCUCAAGCCUGUAAUCCCAGCACUUUGGGAGGCCGAGGCGGGUGGAUCACGAGGUCAAGAGAACGAGACCAUACUGAUCAACAUGGUGAAACCCCUUCUCUACUAAAAAUACAAAAAAUUAGCUGGGCACGGUGGCACGUGCCUGUAAUCCCAGCUGCUCAGGAGGCUGAGGCAGGAGAAUUGCCUGAACCCAGGAGGCGGAGGUUGCGGUGAGCCGAGAUCGCACCAUUGCACUCCAGCCUGGGUAACAAGAGCGAAACUCCGUCUCAAAAAAAAAAAAAAAGAAAAAAGAAAACCAAUGUCCACAAGUCUGCCGGCAGAGAAGAGGAAAAAGAAAUACUGAGUUUCUUCUCUCCUUACCCCUCACCUCCCACAAGCUUCACCCCGUAUCUACCAUUAACCAAACACAGCCAAAUUGUAGCUGAUAGAAAGGAAAAUGCUUGGCACCUGCUUUUCCUCUGAUAACACAGAGGACAGAGAGUAAAGAGCAAUACCUUCAAAACAAGGACAUCCAGGAUCAUCAAAUGCAAUGAAUGUACCGAGACAGACCAUCACGUGUGCUUUAUAUUCGCCUUUGAUUUCUUUUAUUCAGAGCAAACGAAGGAUGUAGUUUCUUCAAGAAAAUCUACAAGUUCAGAAUAAUUCCAAAGCCUUCAAGUCAUGUCUUUGAAUAAAAUUAAUGUUUGGUUUUAAUAAAUUGCUACCUAAGUUUCCAAAACAUAUGUUGAAAGUUUAAUUUUUAGAAUUGUGUUGCUAGAACAUUUUAAAGAAUAAACUGAAGUACUUGGAAAAAUGCAUCUAGACUUCACACCUAGAAGAUCCUCUCCAAAAAUAUCUGAAAGAUGAGCACAGGAAGGAGAUUGUGUACCUUGAGAAUCUGAGUGGCAAAUACUUUAAACUAUAAUGUCAAACUGACAGAACGGGUUGAUAAACCCCGGGAAUUCAUUCCCUAGUCAACCAGCAAGAAUUACACAAAUAAAUUCCCACACUUCCUACACUUCUCUAAAAAUCUACAACCUUUCCUUAGAGUUAGUUCAAAGUAAUGCAGAUAACCUCAAAAAUAAAUAGUUUGAGACAUGCUGCUUUUCAAAAGGUGAUAGAAAUGAAACUGAAGUGGCAGAAAUAAAAAGAGUUGAGCACAGGGAGGAUCUCAGGGUAGAAAUGAAAAUGACACAUUCUCAACCCAGUAGUGCUAAACCUUAUUAAAGAAAUGUCUGGAAACAUGUAAAAUGCUUUAAUAGUUCAUAAAAAUAACGAAGAUUCCAACAACCUUAGCCAAACGGAAUUUGAAUUCACCAGGAUUCUCUAAAAUUGGUGUCCAAUACGUAUUUUGUCUGUGAAAAGCUGUUUUCUUCUUUCUAGAGUAAACUACAGUCUCAUAUAAAUAACCAGAAUUAUGUAGCCCAAACAACCUAAUAUGAGGCUGAUUCAGGUAUCUACUAAAUAUAUGGCCUUGGAACAAAGCAUUUCAUCACAAGAAGCCUCAGUUAUUUCUUCAGUGAAGAGGAGAUAUUACUUUUCAUGGUUCGUGAUAGGAAUUAGCAGUAAUCUUUAUAAUGAGCUGACACAUAGUAAAUCAGUGUUUCAUAAUUUUUGGUUGUGAUUAUCUUAUUAUUUGAGCAUUUGUGCAUAACACAAAUUGACAAGGUAGCUUCCUUUAAUAUUAUAAUUUUCUCUUCUCAUCAAAAAAGAUAUUAUACCCUCUUGGAAACCCCUUAAAAUGCAAAUAUCCUUGGGAGGAGUUACUUCUUUAAAAUAGUAUCUGUGAAUAUAGUGGUUAUUUUUAAUACCCUUGCAAAGCUCAGUUGACAGUCACCAAAGACGAAAGUAGGGCAGGCAUUCGGGUCGAAGGAGGACUUACAGAAAGCUUUCACUCAAAUAUUAAUUGAAAUGCUUGUCAAAAAUACAGGCAACUAGAUACUAAGCCUAGGAUGUUAGAGCCCAGGAAUCUGUGUAUUUACCAGGCAAGCCAACUGACUCUGAAUUAUGUAGCCUGGAACCUCACUUUGAAAAAUCACUGCUUUAUAGAAAACAUGAGGAGUUGCCAGAGAGGAGAGAUUGAGAGUGGUGAGUAGUGGGAUGCUGUUUAAAUCUCUUAGAUUACGCUGAUGUGUCUCACCCUACACAGACUACAGCACAGACUACAGCUCCUAUAUACAAUUCUACCAAGGCAAGUUUUGCUAAACUUCUUGAUUCUGCCUUAUUUUGUCACCAAACAAACAAUAAUAGGCUGAGAGUAACCCAAAGGGUUUUACGGUUGACGCCAUACCUUUGAGUUCAGGAAAUCCUUUAAAUGCCAGAUCCUGUUGUUGGGUAGAGGGGAGUGGUGUCUAUAAUUACAUUUUUAGAAUUGCAUUCUGGCAAGAUUUAAAAAAAAGUAGCCACUUGGCAGGCCGCGGAGGCUCAAGCCUGUAAUCCCAGCACUUUGGGAGGCCGAGGCAGGUGGAUCAUGAGGUCGAGAGAUCAAAACCAUCCUGGUCAACAUGGUGAAACCCCGUCUCUACUAAAAAUACAAAAAAUUAGCUGGGCAUGGUGGCGCGUGCCUGUAAUCCCAGCUACUCAGGAGGCUGAGGCAGGAGAAUUGCCUGAACCCAGGAGGCGGAGGUUGCGGUGAGCCGAGAUUGCGCCAUUGUACUCCAGCCUGGGUAACAAGAGGGAAACUCCGUCUAAAAAAAAAAAAAAAAUAGCCACUCUUUGCAAAGUACGGCGACUGUAUAAAUGCAGGCAGAGCACAUUACCAGGGAAUGGGCAGUCCUCGUUUUGGCAGAGAUGGACAGUGGGCAAACUAGGAUGACCCUGACUCACAUUUCAGAAUAGUAAUUGUGCUUCUCCUUUGCCACUUGACCUUGAUCUUUGCUGCUUGCUAUGUUUUAUUUUCUGUCGUCUUCUGUCUGCUAUGUUUUGUACCCUCCACAUUCACCACCCUUUCCUCUUACUCAACGAUUUGAGAUGGACUGUGGCUAAAAGGGGCACUCGCCUAUCCUACAUAUAUAUCCCAGCCCAAAUUUAUGAAAAAUGACUCACUCCCAGGUUCUAUAAUGAUUAAUAGUAAUAAUAAUAGAAAAAAUCAUUGUUGCUUUAUUAAUACUCCUGCCACAGCUAGGAAUAUAAAAAGGAAGUGCAAAGCAUGUUAGAAAAACUAAAAUUAACUUUUUGAAAUGUUCUUAUGGUUAUCUGUUAUUUCCAUAAAAAAUACUUGAAAAAUAUUUAGGUUCAUCAUCACAACAGUAUUUUUCAGGGCCAAGAUGAUGAACUAUCAGUAAAUUCAUUCCAGAUUCAAAAGGAGAACCCAGUAGUGAUUUGCUUCUCCCCCUGUAGCAUCUUACUGUGACGGAAAUAAACUCAAAUUGACAAAUUGCAGAGUAAAUAUGCAAGCUUCCCUUGCUGGUAGAAGUCUGUAAAAUGUGUGCCUUCUGCUCUUUGGAUUUCUGAACAUGAAAUUGAGUACCUUGUUCAUGGAUCCAGCUGACAAUCAAGAGAAACCCACUGUUUUACACAUUGGCCUCUGUAACUCUGUUUUUCCUUUCGACCUAGGUGAUUUAUGAAGCUGAUUGAAGACCUUUACAGUCAGGAAAGGGCCAAUGCUGAAGUCUUUACUAAUCUGAUUUCAUGGAAAGUCCCCUUUUUCUUUUGGUUCAUAGGUGCUGUGAAGUAUAAAAUCUGAGCUGUAUGUCACUUUCAGUUGAGGCAGUUUGGUAUAUACCAUGAUCAGUUUUAUAGCUGAUUCUCUUUCUUCUUCCAAAUCUGGAGAAAUGGCAAAUUCACUGACUCUGGAUCUCAGUAACUAAGAAUCAAACAUAGAAAAUACACCCUGAGGCAUGGAUUCUUCUAUUAAAUAUAAUAUUUAAAUUUAAAUUUGGUCAUUGGUUCUUAAAAAUUAAUUUUUUUUUUUUUUUUCCGAAAUGGAGUCUGGCUCUGUCACCCAGGCUGGAGUGCAGUGACACGAUCUCAGCUCACUGCAACUUCUGCCUCCUGUGUUCAAGUGAUUCUUCAAGCCUCAGCCUCCUGAGUAGCUGGGAUUACAGGCAACUGCUACCACACCUGGCUAAUUUUUGUAUUUUUAGUACAGACACAGUUUCACCAUGUUGGUCAGGCUGGUCUUGAACUCCUGACUUUGUAAUCUGCCAGCCUUGGCCUGCCAAAGUGCUGGGAUUACAGGUGUGAGCCACUGCGCCUGGUCACUAAUUGCCUUUUUUUUUUUUUUUUAAAGAAACAAAAUUAAACUUACAGAAAAAUUGAGAUUAUCAUUCAGAGAUUUCCCAUAUUCCAUCCCCUUUCCUGCACAGUCUCCCCAGUUAACAUCUUGCUUUGGAGCAGUGUAUUUGUUAUGAUUAGUAAACCAAUAUUAAUAUAUUACUAUUAACUGAAGUCUAGAGCUUACUGUAAGGUUUACUCUGUUUUAGAGUUCUAUGAAUUUUGACAAAUGCAUAAAGACAUACAUUCACUAUUGCAGUAUCAUACGGAACCGCUCAUCAUCCUAAAAACCCAUCAUAUGUCACCUACUCAUUCCUCUCCAUUGCCCUCUGCGCAGCUUCCUCCUGGCAACCGCUGAUCUUUUCAUUAUCUCCAUAGCUUUGCCACUUCCAGAACAUCAGACAGUUGGAAUCGUAUAGUACGCAGCCUUUUUUGACUGGCUUAUUUCCUUUAGUAAUAAGCAUUUCAGUUUCCUCCCUGUCUUCUCAUGGCCUGUUAGCUUUUUUUUUUUAAGCACUGAAUAAUAUUUUAUUGUACAGAUGUACCACAGUUUAUUUAUUUUUGUACUGAAGAACUUCUUACAGAAAUGCCUACAGUAUGUAAAGACCACUAAUAAAGCUACUAUAAACAUGAGCAGGUUUUUUGUGUACAUGAGUUUUCGACUUAAUUGAGUGAAUCCUUGGGAGCAUAAUUGCUGGAUUGUAUAGUAAGACCAUGUAAGUUUUGUAGGAAACUGACAAACUAUCUUCCAAGAUGGCGCUACCAGUUUUCAUUCCUACCAGCAAUAAAUGAGUUUCUGUUGUUUCACACCUUCACCAUCAUUUGGUGGUGGUAUUUUCGGAUUUUACUCAAUCAAAUAGGCAUGCAGUGGUAUCUUAUUUCAAUUUGCAGUUCCCUAAAGACAUGAGUUUAGUAGCUUAUUUGCCAAGCCAUCUGUAUAUAUAUCUCCUUUGGUGAGAUGUUAGCUCAGAUCUUUGUCCCAUUUGUUAAUAGGGUUGUUUAUUUUCUUACUGCUGAGUUGUAAGAGUUAUUUGUACAUUUUGAAUACAACUUCUUUACCAAUUAUGUGUUUUACAAAUAUUUUCUCCCAGUGUGUGGUUUUCUUCUCAUUCCCUUAGCUGCGUCUUUUGCAAGGAAGAAGUUGUUAAUUUUAAUAAAGUCAAUGUAUCAGCUUUUUAUUUCACGGAUUCUACUUUUGGUGUUAUAUUCAAAAGCUGAUCACCAAAUCCAUCGUCACCUAGAUUUCUUCUGUUAUCUUUUGUUUUUUUUAAAAGAUUUGCAGUUUGCAUUUGGAUCUACAAUCUAUUUUCAGAAAGUUGUGAAGUAUCUGAAAUCUGUGUCUAGAUUAUUGUUUUAUAUAGAAUGUCCAAUUGUUCUACAACCAUUUGUUAAAUGACUAUUUAUCUUUUAUCCACCGAAUUGCCUUUGCUCUUUAGUUAACUAUGAAAGAUCCCUCGAAACAGUAAAUUUCCUGACUCUGAUUCUGAGUACAAAAGUUAUUGGUUAAACCAAAUGCAGAAAAUCUAUACUGAAACAUGCCUUAGUAUAUUAAAUAUUUGAUAAUGUUUGUUAAGAUCCUUAAAAUCAAAGCCAUUAAUUUUCCUGUCUCAUCAGAAACAUAAAUAUUUCACUGUCCUUGAGUUAUAAUAAUGAAGCAAUCAUUUAUUGAGUGUGAGAUGCUAAGCUCUCUCUCUAUAUACAUAUAAUCCUCACAGAACCCUUAUGAGAUGUUAUCAAAAUCCGCAUGGAGCGUAUCCUAGAAUGGUACCUUACAAAAGUUAAAUAGCUUUCCCAUGGUCAUCCAGCUGGUAUAUGGCAGAGCUAGGAUGGGAGGUCACCAGGUGAUUCCAGGAGCAAAGAUCUUAAGCACCUUUUGAUACUGUCUUCAUGUUCUCCUUUAAAACUUAUGAGUCCUCACCUCGACUGGCUUCCACUUCAGGACUGUAGUGAAAUGACCGCUGCAGUUCUGGGUCUCACAUCUCUUCAAGGAACUUUAAAAAAGAAAAUCAGUGGAACUUUUUCUCAGAGAAUCGUUUACACUUCCCCUUUCAUUUUGGUUGUUUGUCCAUUUCUAAAAGAACUCCAGUGAGUUGGGAGUGACGAAAGCUCAUUGACUGCCAUAUACUGCUGAGGGAAUUUAAAUUAUCCAUAGAAAUAUAAGGCCUCUUCAACUGGGAUGGUCAUAUUUCCUUGCAUAGGGUGGUGAUGAGAAGACACCUGUUUGGAAAUGAGCUAGGCUCUGAGUAGAAAGCCAAGAAUUCCCAUGAUGCCUGUUUGAUGCUUUCCUAAUCACGUUGCACCUUUCAGCCUCAUAUCUUGUGUACUUCCCUUAACUUCACAUUGUAUGAUCACUGUUUCUAAGUAUGCUCAUGAUAAGCCCCCUGUAUGCCUUUGCCACUUUGUACAGGCAUUAUAUUUUUUUGUCAAAGAUGGUUGGUUUCAAAUUCUAGCUCUACUCACCCAGAGUGAGUAACUUGCCCUCCCCCAUCCUCAGUUUCCUUCAUUGCAAAAAUAGAAGUGACAGGUAUCUCAUUACAACAACUGUAAAUCAAAAGAACUUAUCACAAUGCCUGUGGCGAGGAAAGAUAAAUAGUUCCUUGAAAUACCUCCUUACUAAUACCUCCUUGCUAAUAGCACACAAUUGUCUUCUGGCCUCAUCUCCAUCUUAUCUUUGUCCAGAGUUGAAAAAUACCCAAUGUAUAAGAAGAGAGAAACAUGGUAGUAGAAACUUUUUUCUAAAAGUUUCAUUUUAGACAUUGGAAAAUAAACUUCCAUAAAGUAUGUCCAGAAUCCUUCUCAUGAACAUGAGGCGAGGAAAGGAACCAGCCUCUUAUGUUACCUUCUGUUCCUAAAAAAAAAAAUGGCUCCUGAUGCCUUCAAAGCCUGAAUUUUUCUCCCCUGCCAUUGACAUCUGGCUUAUUCCUUUAUUUCUUCAUAAAAAUGUCACCUCUUCAGAGAAUAUAUUGCUGAUCCUGCAGUCUUUCAAACUCAUUAAGUCUUCUGUCAUUGGUUCAGACAACAUUCCACCUUUCCCUUCUUGUAGCCCCUCAUCACAUGUGUGAUUAUGGGUUCUCUCUUUGUCUUCUUCCCUGACUUGUGAUCUCCCGAGGACCCAGAUGGCUUUAUCUCCUUCAGUGCCAUGGCCCAGCACCUACUAUGGUUCCUGGCACACACAGAGGCACUCAAACAUAGCUCUUACUUAAGUGAAUGAACAAUUGAAACCUGGCCUGAAAGGUGACAAUUCUCAGAAUCCAAAAAGCUAAAUAGACUUAUUUGAUUGCUGUAUAUGUCUAGAAGAGGGUAAGAAAAAUUGGCAGAAAUAACAUAUUUCUAGAACAACAUGCAGAUCUACUUAUUGCCUUGUGAGAGUAUUAAAGGUGCAAAACGUUCUGUGAAAAGUAAAAUGAUAACUACAUUGGGUAAGUUUUGUUUCCAGUUGACAGACACAUUCUUGUAUAAAUGUCACAUCAUUCUUAUUGAAUCAAACCAUAUUUUACAAAUGCAAAAAAGGAACAAUAAGACAGUAGAGUAUAAGAGAAAAUGGCAAAAAAGUAAUUAAAAUUAAAAUAAAGGAUAUGAGGCUAAAUUCCCUGAAAUAUCCUUAAAAUCCCACAUAAUAUUAACAAGAAAAUGUUCAGAAUGACUUAAACACAAAUAAAGUGUCAGAUCUCACUAAUAUAUUAAUCACAUUAGACAAUGAUUUUUAUUUGUACUUUCAGAAAUAAGGCAUGUUACAAGACUUGUUGAUUUCUUUUCACUGGUUUCUGAAAUACACCAUUGAAAUUAAACACUGCAAAUAACAACUUAAAAGUUCCACACACAGCUCAUUGCAAACUUGGGGGAAAAAAUGUAAUGCAGUGUACUGCUGCAUGAAUUUUGGCAUCUUUCAAUUCUCCUUGAAAUCGGAAGGAACAUAAACACUCUACGGUGAUUAUCAUCAAGAGAUCUGUAAAAGGUGUUUAGUAUAAAGUUUGUAUUUUAGAAGGUUGAAGACUUGGAGAAACACAUUUAGAGAACAUUUAUGUUGGGAGGGGAAGAGUGUAGAAUACAGGACAUGAAUUCAGAUCUUUCUAGUUUGAGUUCUAAUUUACAGUCAGCUAUUUAAUCACUCUGAUAUUGUUUGUAAAGCUACAUAAAAAGGAUAAUUAUUAUAAUAAAACUCCUUAUUAUUUUUGUUUGAAUCAGAAUAUACGCCAACCACCUGACAUAAAUAAUGGCACAAUAGUGAGUUUAAUUCCAUUGUGUAGAAUGAUAAGAAGCCACUCCUUGUCAACAAGACAAUAGCCUGCUUCCCUAACAUGAAAUCAAGCGCACUUCAACACGAAAGUUGAAACCACCAACAGUCACAAAUACUCAGGUAAAGAGCAAUAUGUUUGGCCAGUGUCAUACCAAGAAACAGCCCUUGUCUAUUACAAAUGGCAUUCAUCAUAAAUCCUGCUGACAGCUUUGGUAAGAAGGCCUCAAAAGGAAAAUAUUUGCAAAACUAGGAAACGCACUGAGGGCUUAAAGGAGAAGAAGACACUACUCCCAGCAAAAACACCUGUAAGCAAGCUUUGUUCUCAGUUGCUUUUUUUCUGUCAAUCUAAAAAUCACCAGUUUCCUCCAUCAAAUGCAAAAACCAGUAGAGGAAACAGAACUGAUGGAUGAGUUCAACGCCAAAUUUCUUUAAGCCUGUGAUGGCAGGCAGAGUCACGGAUAAAGAACGCUCUUUCAAGUGAUCUUAUUUCUUGAACUUAAUUUCACAGUCUAUCAGCUACCUGAGAGACAUUAGUCUCUUCAGCUUGAUCAAGUCAAAGGCAAGAUUUCACAGAUAUGAAUAAAGAGAGGGAGUAAUAUCUUCUUUCAAGGGAGUAUUAUCCCCUAGAGACAUGAAACAACUUCUUUUUUUUUUUUUUUUGAGACGCAGUUUCGCUCUUGUUACCCAGGCUGGAGUGCAAUGGCCCGAUCUCGGCUCACCGCAACCUCCGCCUCCUGGGUUCAGGCAAUUCUCCUGCCUCAGCCUCCUGAGCAGCUGGGAUUACAGGCACGUGCCACCGUGCCCAGCUAAUUUUUUGUAUUUUUAGUAGAGAAGGGGUUUCACCAUGUUGAUCAGGAUGGUCUCGUUCUCUUGACCUCGUGAUCCACCCGCCUCGGCCUCCCAAAGUGCUGGGAUUAUAGGCGUGAGCCACGGUGCCCGGCUGAACCAACUUCUUAUAGCUGUUUACGCCUCUGAUGUUUUCUGAAAGGUUGGUUACACCACGGAAUACUUUUAAUAGCUCCAGCUUCCCCAUGUGGAAAAAAAGGCCCAAUAAUAUCUUAAAUGUGCAAAUAAAGGACAUUGCACCAGUGGAUAAAAUAUAACCAUAAGAUUUAUAACAUUGGUGGUAUUGUGUUAUUGUUCUUAGCUGUAUUUUAAGACCUUUAACAUACUUCUCUUAGAUGAUUUCAAAAACAGAUCCUUUAAACUAAUAGAAACAAAAUUAAAACAAACACUUUUCAGAAGGUAUUAGCCCUCUGUGGCAGGUUUGUGAAUUGUGUAGUCUAAGAAGACUAAUGGAGGAAAUUUGGAUGUAUUAAUUCAUUUUUAUGUAUUUAUGUCUUUCCUCAUUCCGAAAAUGAUAUAAGAUGCCUAAAAACAACAAUGUGAUUUUUAAAAAUGAAAAAUAACUCAAUGAGGAAAUGCAGGCAAAUAAAAGAAAGAAAGGAUAGACUGGCGAUUAGUACAAAAGCUACUGGCCAUGUGGUUUAGUACAUGUGUUGUUUUGUCUAUGAUUCAGAAUUAAUUUUCAGUGAAACAUUUGUCCAAAUGGCUAUGGGCCAACAGAGAUUUUACUUUUCAAAGGCUGAGAAGAAAUAAAGCGGUACUGUCCUGUUUCCCCUGGAAAGUACUUCUUGGACCCCACCAGGAUGGUAGGUCGCCCCAUCUGUUGGGCUGAAGUUCCCGCAUUUGACAGCCUAUACAGCCACAGUUUAAUAACUGGUGAAACUCUGACAGAGGAAAAAGGGUAUUCUAGGUAGAAUGAAAGCUAGACUUUCUUCUCUAUCAUUCUGUAUACCCUGCAUAUGGUCAUGACAGACAAUGCCUGCCAGAAAAGCUUCACAAGCCUCCCAAGGCAAAAACGUAUCAGAAGAAAAUAGCCUCAGCAAUAAUGUAAAUAGCAGCUUUUAUUGCAGAUAGGAACACUUGAAUCUACAGAGAGGAUUUCCAAGGUCAUGACUGUGUAGCUUUUCUCCCGCUCUAAUUUUUACCCAGGGAUCAUCUAUGUCAAGAAUGACAAAUAGAUUUUCAUAUUGAGUUACAACUUAGCUCAACUAUUAAUUGGUAGUUGAUAGCUAACGCUGUACAUUGAGCUAGAUUCUGUGCCUGAAUCUGGCCCCAGUGGGAAAGACUAAUGUGAUCAAUUAAUGAUACUGGCCAAGAGAGUGGGAAUAAGAGUGGUGGCAAGUGCAUUGAGCAUAUCUGGUUUCAAGAGUUUUCUGUUUCUUUUAAAUUCUGAUUAUACCCCAGAGUUGUGGGAAAUUGACCUUAUGGUACCUAUAUUUCUUUCCUAAGACCUUUUAGAAAGGGUAAUGAGGAGUCAAGUAUUUUCUCGAUGCGAUGUAAGGAAAGACUGAUAUCUUUCCCGCAUUCCGUGAUUGCUUCCAUGUGUAUCUGUUGUGAAAAAAGUACCAAUAUGAACAACAGCAUAUUCCAUAUAUUGAAGAUAAUUCUCCAGUUUAAACAGAAUUGAUCUGGAUUGCAGAUAAAGAGCAAUAAAAGGGAUCCAUAUCCAGGAUUAUGCAUUUUCUGUCAUUACAUUACAGAUCUUUCCAUUAUAUUAAUUUGCUAUUAAGCCAGAAAUAGGCAGUUAUGACAAUCUUCUGCUUCUUGUGUGUAGGUGUCUUCCAAUUUUAGACUCUUCCUAUUAUGGAUGGUAGAAUGAUUUCAAGUCCAACAUAAGUCAUGUUUGUCUUCUGAUUCUGGAGGUAUUACUUAAUCCUCUAGGAAUAUGAAAAGUAUUGUGGACAUUAUCAUGAUUGAAAGGGUAAACACAGAUGUGUGUUGCCAGUGAAUUUUUGAGCAUGAAUAGUGUGAGAAUAUCAUCAAUGGAAUUUCAAGAACUUAAAAUGCUGUGGGAAACUGGCUUUCAAAAAGUUACACAACAUCUGACAUGCAAUUAUCCUUCCACUAAUCAUUUCACUAAGAGUCAGUAGUGUUGAUAAGGCUAGUUGGUUGCUUAAAAGCAUUUAGAGAAGAACAUUUAAAACUAUAAUGAAAUUGUAACUGUAGACUGAAAUUUGUAGUUGAGGAUAAUGAUAGAAUUCUGGGAGUUACCACGAAUUUUCAUAUAUAAAUGUGUACGGCGUGUUGAUCCAUGAGUGGAGUCAUGUCUGAUGGUGCGAAAGAUCAUAAAACUUGCUUAGAGAGCUAAGGGUUCCCAGAAUUGGAAAGGUGAAUUUCUUUUAAAGAUGUUGAAUGUAUUUACAUUUUUACUAUUGAAAUAGAAAUCUGUUUGGUAGGAAGAGAGCAGGUGUCUCCGAAGAGAUAUCACAGUGGGAAAUGUUUAUGGAAUUUCCAUACUUGGUUUCUACCCAACAGUACAUAUUUCAUAACAUUUCAGCUAAAUUAGCACAUUCAUUUUUUGUGUUAUAUGGGGGUGGGAAAGAACUAACCUUUUUAGUUUUUUGAAAAUUAAUCAUACAUUUUUCGCUUUCAUUUUCUUUUGAACUAAAAAAUAAAAGUUGCAAAUAUGAACUUCCACCUUGGAAAGAUUAAAAAUCCAUUCAGGCAUGAAGAAAAUCAAUAUCAAGCCAAGAGAAAAAGGAAAUAAGAAGGCUACAUUCUGAAGGUUUGAAAUGUAACUCCUGCGCACAAUGAGUUCCAUCUUUUCAAUGUUAUCCCUGGCAGCUGCUGAUCCCUACAAAGGACGAAUGUGCUUUCAGAGAAUCUCAUAGUCAUCAGUGAUACCUCUAAGGCGGGUAUUUAGAAGAUGAGAAAGCUUGACAUGGUACUUGAGAAAAGCUACCUGACCAGGAAUAUGCAGUAGGUUAUAUGAAUAGGAAGUAAAUUUUUAUUGUACGAAGACAAUGAGUUUCGAAUUGGUUAGUUUCAGCUGCUAGCUUCAUUUUAAAUAACAUGAACUAUUCUUAUAAUCUCUAGAAAUUUCUCCAAAGUUUCUCAAAAUAAUAAGAAAUUAAGUAAAACAAUGUUCUUGCUAGGUAAAGCCAGCCUUCAGGCAAGUGUUCUAAACCUCAAAUCCCUCCUCUAGAGAAAUUAUAGAAGAGCCUCCAAUUCUUCCAUCUCUCACAUACUUACUUCUGCUAAAGGGUUCACAGGAAAGAAUACACCCACUACAAAGGGGCCAUAUAGAAUGAAUUACCUAGCAAAUAGGACCUGGAGAUAUUGUAACAUAAUAAGAAACAAAUAUGUGGAUUCUGCCCCAUAUUCCUGGCACACAGAGCUCCUAAAACUCUUGUAUAUAGGGGUGGUAGGAUAAUUUUUGUUCUAAUAUUUAGUCUUUGACUCAGGUUUCUGACACAGAGUUCCUAAGACCUUUGUAAUUUUCUGACUGAUAGGAGCAUCUGACACAGAGCUCCUAUAUUCCUUGGAAUUUCCUGGGUGAGGAGUCUCUUUUGUUUUCUGGUUGCCAAGGAACCAACAAUAUGAUUAGAAUAUUGAAAACUUCAGCUCCUGUCCCCCAAUCCCUGGACCUCAGAGGAGAAGACAGGGGCCGAAGGUUGAGUUGAUCACUAAUUCCAAUGAUUGAAUGAAUCAUAUCUAUGUAAUUAUGCCUCCAUAAAAUCCCAAAAUGACUGAUUUCAAAGAACUUCUCAGUUAGUGAACAUAACUGCAUGCCAGGAGGCUGACCCACUCUAGCUCAACCGGGAUGAAAAAUCCUACACUCAAGGCUCGUCCAGACCUUACCAUAUGUAUCUCUUCAUCUAGCUGUUCAUCUGAUUCUUCAUUAUAUCCUUUAUUAAUAAACUGGUAAACAUAAAGUGUUUCUCUGAGUUCUAUGAGACACCAUAGCAAAUUAAUCGAACUCAAAGGAAGGGGCCAUGGGACUCUACUCUAUAGCCAGUUGGUCAGUAGCACAGGUCACAACCUGGGGCAUACAAUUGGCAUCUUAAGUUUGGGCAGUUUUGUGGGACUGAGACCUCAACCUGUGGGAUUUGAUGCAAACUCCAGGUAGCUGUGUCAGUACUGAAUUAAACUGGAGGACACCAGCUGGUAUCCAUUGCAGAAGUGCUUGGUGCAUGAGAGACACUUCACAGGCCCCUGGUCACAGAAGUGUCAAUUAGGUGUGCGAGUAGAAAACACAGUAUGGUUUUUCUAUUCCUAUUAUAUUCCCAGCUCAAUUCCAGGUACGGCUUCUAGUUUUUUAACAAGCAAACAAACCAGUGAGCACCUUAACACUGACAGCUACCUUAGGAAAACUUAACGGACCUACAGGUCUAAGAAAGUCAAGAUGCUUUAUCUAAGCUAACAGGUUAUAUAGUAAGGUUCCUGGAUAUUUUGUUUAUUUGCUUAUUUGCCGUUUUUUGCAUGGAGUAUCAAAGCAAUAAAAAAUUUUCUGCCAGGCUAAUAGUGUGGCUGGAACAUGAAGUUUAUAGAAGCAAGAAAAGCAAUGAUUUAUGUUCGAAAUGCAAAGGGUGAUCACGUGACCUAAGACCGGCAGAAUCAAAAGUCGAAACUGCUGUUAGUCAUCUGGAAGUUUGCAAAUAUACAGGCAUUUGGCAAAUAUUCUGAACAACCAUAUGGAAAUGCAAAUUUGUCAACUAAGUGAAGAUUUUCCGCAGUCAUUGAAGGCAAAAUAUUAAAAUGCAACUGUGAAUCUAGACUAAGAGGUUAAAAAAAAAAAGAAAAUCAGGCGGAGUCCUAAACCAAUUAAGGCUGCGCUGGUUCCUGCUCUGGCAUUGGCAUUCCAUAUGAAUUUUGCUAAAACACCUGCAAGUAUUAGAAUUUGUUGUCAACAACUGUGGAUAGGUCACAUUUUAUUUAAAUCUAAGAUACUUUUAAUUGCUCUGGGCCUGAAUUAUUGAUAAGAUCCAUUGAAAGAAAAGAUAGAAUCCUUGAAGUUAUAUUCUUUUUAUUUUAUGAGAUUCCUAGAUAAGAAUCUUAGGAUAAUUAUGGUGGGGGGAAUUGGCAGUUUAGCUUAACUGGGUGAUAGCCUUUGUAUCACAUAAAUAACCGUGGCAAUAAGUAGUUAGCACAUAUCAACCAUUGGUCUUAGGUGCCAUGCAGAAUUUUUUUUGAAGAAAGAAAACACAUCCCAUAUUUUUGAAAAAGCUAACAAUCCUGUUUUGUUUUGCGAAGCAAAUGCCUUAAGGAUUGAUAUAAAGCAAAAUAUUAAAAUGUAAGUAUUACAGGGAUGCUAAAGAAGACUGGCAUUAAUGGGCAAUAUUAACUCCAAAGAGCUGAAUAUCUGAGGUUGAUCUUAAGAGUAUGAUGGAUAUAAAUUAGGGAAGGGUAGGGAGAUAGAGUUUCAGACUACAGCAGGAUAAGAAGAGGGAAGAAACACUAGUGGAAAUUUACAUUUACAGGCUUUUUCCUUUAGGUGAGAGUUUAAUUUACGUCGAGAAUGCAGCAUCUAGGAAUUGUGCAUUUUGUGCCUCUUUCAGCAGAUUUUUUAGUUCAUAAUUUUCCUCUGGCCCUGGUUGUAAGAUAUUUAUGCUUGACUGUGCUCAUUGUUUUUUGUGAACUUAUAAAAAUUGCUUUUUUAUUAGUCUAUAAAAGCCAUGUUUGGAGACAGCCUAAAAUAAAAAUUAAUGCAACUUAUCACCCUACAGCAUGGAACAAGUGCCUGUUUCAGUCUCUUAUUUAAGCACCGCAGAUGCGUUGAAACCUAAUAAAAACUGUUCCCUGGCCCAUCAACCCUAACCAAAGAGUAAGAAGCUAAAAAUCUGUGAACUGCCUACAACCAAAGGGAAAUCUUGUGAGAGCUGCAUUGUUAAAACUCUGAGAACAGAGUUUUAACAAUGUUAUGUCUAAGGCACGAAGCCUGGGCUUUGUUACGAAGCAAAUGUUUAUCACUUAGUAAAUACUCUUCCUCCUUGAUCACCUUGACUUUUUAAAACUAUUUGUCCUUUUCAUUGUGAUAUGACUCUCUUUGGCUUUGAAAUAUAUUUUACUGGACAGAAAAGGAACCUGCAUUCUUUAUGGUCCUGAAAUAAUAAUUGCAAGUAGUAAGACAUAUGAAAUAUGCUAAUUUAAGGCAUGUUAAGUAUCUCCCUACGUCCACGAGGGUGAGGGUAACGGGAAAAACAUAAAAAUGAGCCAGUUUGGAAAAUCGUAACAAUAACAGCAACAAUAAUGUUAAUGAUUAUUAUAUUACAAGCACACACACAGCAUACAGCCCUGUGGAUGUGACUGCUUCCCAGCAGAUAGCUUGGGCCUCCCAGUUAGUUCACUUCUGAAUGUGUCCAGGGAUGCUGUGCAGAUGGCCAGUACUUGCAGUGUGAGCCAGCUCACUGGUAUACAGAAAGCCAGAGUUAGAGAGGAGAGAGCAAAAUAGAAGGUGUGUGUCCUAGACUUUCCCAUCCAGCCUUCUCAUGAGAUAGGCCAACAGUCUUCGACAGGUGAUGCUUCCUUCAGUAGCCCCACCUCCCUUGGCUCAUGCCCCAACCUGGCUUGGGAGUCUUCAUGGGAACAGCAUGCCCUUGUCUUCAUCAAAAGCAGCCCUGCAGGGAAGAGGCUCAGAAAGAACUGGUAGGAAAACAACCUUCUAAUACUUUUUCCUCAGGUGUUCUCCAGAUACAUUCUCAAGGACAUAUUCAUCUGUGAACGUGGAUUUUUAUUCCUCUGCCUCGUUCUGUUAGAACUGUAAAAACCAAACUCUCUAUCUAGUUAGUCUUUAGGAAAAGUAUGCUGGCUCUCUCAAAUGUGAUAAGAAGCCAGUUAAAAUGAUCUGGGUGUUAAGGCAGUCACAGUGGAAGAAUUCUAGCUAAAUAGACACCAUCUGUACCCCCAGAGCAAGCGCAUCACAUCCAGCUCCUGACCCGAUUAUCUCUGAGCUAUUGGCUCCUGUGGCUCGGUCCACAAGUCCAUGCCUGGGGUUCCCAGGACACAGACCAACUGGUUGUGUAAUGAAGACUUUAUGAGAAACUUUGUUUUCUCUUUUCCUAAGGGCCUGAAAUCAGCAAGCCAAAAAGCAUUUUAUCCUAAUAUAGAAAAGAAUUAGACAGCAGAUGCUACUUCACAGCAGCCUGUGUGCUGGGGAUAGAAAAAAAAAAAUGGCGUAGCCUUCUCUCUGGCAAGACUUAGGACUGAAUCAUCAUGGGAGUGUUUGUGGUAAAAUGACAUUUUUCCUUUAGAUAGUGGAAUUAUUAUCCUGGUCUAUAGACAGCUAGUCCAGAGUGACUUUGAUGAAACACACAUAAAGAGUGUGUCUUUGGCUCCAAGGGAACAAAAUAUCCAAGAAUAUCAGUCAUGGGAGGAGAGCAGAUAGGAGACCCUGGAAAAAAAAUUGGCUGAGAUCAAGAAGGGAAGAGAGCCAGCAAAGUAAUGAAGAGGAUUUGUUUUGUUUUUGAACUAAGGAUGGGGAUUCGGUCAUGUCUUCAUAAUCCUGUGAACAAGAAAGGUCACCUCAAAGAACAAUGUUCCCAGUGGCCUCCAUGAAGCAAGCUACAAAAUCAAUUCUAUAUCAUCUAACCAAAGACCACCACUAAGGGCUAGGAUGCUUUCUUAGGACUGAUGAGUGAACAUGCAAUUUUAUCUAUAUGACCUCAUUUCCCAGAGACUUAUUCAGAUCAGGAAGGGAAAGGAGAAAAGAGAGUUACUGAAGAAGUUCCCCAAAUACUGGACAAUACUGGAUUUUUCUCAUGUCUUCCUUUUUUGUUGCCAUUGUUGACAGGGUCUCGCUGUUGCGCAGGCUGGAGUGCAGUGGCACAAUCUCAGCUCGCUGCAACCUCUGCCUUCAUGGUUCCAGUGAUUCUCGUGCCUCAGCUUCCUGAGUAGCUGGGACUACAGGCGCCUAACACCACACCUGGCUAGUUUUUGUAUUUUUUGGUAGAGACGGGGUUUCACCAUGUUGAUCGGGCUGGUCUCAAACUCCUGGACUCAAACGAUCUCCUGUCUUGGCCUCCCAAAGUAGGGACUACAGGUAUUAGCCACCAUGCCUGGUGAUUUUUUUGCAUUUCUAAUGUGUUCGGUUUUCAUCUACACCUGGCAGUUGCAUGAAAAUCUACCUUGACUCCUUGCCACUAGUGUCUUCUCUCAUUUAAUCAAGUCUUCCAGUUGGCCUUUGUUUUAUCUUUCUAAGUGAUUAAAUUUCCCUCUGUAGUUCCUUCCCUUUGCUAGUUCCUCAUGAACUAUCAAAGUCCAGCUUCUUCAACCUGAAUAUCAUCUAUAAAAUAUGGAUACUCCCUGCCGCCUCCAAUCCUACCUCCCAACAGUCCUCUGAUCCAAUAUGACUUUCUUCUCACUAUUCCUGGAAGAUAUCUCCUCUUGCAUUUCUGUAUUCAGUUGAUUAUGUUGUUCUCAUCAAAAAAUGGGCACCUCCUUAUAUACAUCUGCUUAUCCAAAUCUGUCCACUCCCCAAGCCCCUCCUUCAAGAUCAUCUUCAGUGCUCCUCCAGAUGUGUCUUGUGUAUCUCUGAAUUUCUAUAGCAUCUAAUGCUUAUACUUUUGUAAUUUUAGCACUCCAUUUAGGCUUAUUCAGAUUUUUUCAAACAUUAUUAUGUAUUUGUAUAGAAUGUCUUUUCCAUUGAAAGAAAAAUCUCCUCUAUACCAUGGACUAUGUCACAGACAUUUUAAUAUCCCUCAUAAUAGUUCAAACAGUUUAAUAUAAACAUUCAAAAUCUUUUUGUUCCCAAAUCAGUCUACACGUAGCCUUUAAACCUCAUUGCCAGCCUUUGAGAAUGGGAAAAUAAGCCCAAAUGAGGCAAUUUACUGGAAGGUCUUUUAAAGUCAUUGUGCUUUUGUCUCCUCUUUCCCCAUUAGGUUGAGAUGAGAGUAACCUUUGGGCUAAUGAAGACAUAGAUGACAUCAGGCCCAAACACUCUCUGAGCAAGUAGCUGAUCCUCAGAGGUGAUUGAGGUCACACAACUAUAAGAUAUAAGCAGGAACUUAAAAAUCACAUGUCCAGACUCAUCACUUGGUCUAUUUUUUUCUCCUUUUGUUAUACUGUUUCCUAUCCUAGCUUUUCUAUGGCUGGUGGGCCAAUGAAUAUUAGUUAAUUCAAUUUUAGAAAAAACUAAAGAAAUGAAAGCAGUAAGGGAGGGAAAACAAAAUGUGGGUUGGUGUGAAGAGGCUCUUAGCUUUUCAGUUAGGUUUCAAUGCUUCAGGAAUCUAGGGAAUGGCUCUCAAUUAUGGCUGUGCUUUUGCUCACUUUGAUUGUUUUGCUAUUUUCUUUUUAACAUUUCAGAAGUUGCUUUGGAUCGAAUCAACCAUAUUGCUUAUACCACUAAUUAUGAUCCAUUGUCAAAAAAAGAGCCACAGAUGCCCUCCAUACUGCUGGACUGCUGUUUCUUUGUUGUGGAUAAUUCUACCUGAGGCAAGCUUCACUUCUUUUGGGCACUUGGAAUCGCUGGACAUUUCAGAUCGAGGAUCAGAAGAAGUAAGCAUGUUUAUUUACUCCACAGCCCAGGUGUCAACCUCAGGCGGUUCCCAAGCAAUAAGCUCAAUUUCAGUCAAAAGUCCCCGAAUUCAAGUGGCCCUGUUGUCAGUGGAGCUCUUCUGUUGUCAGAAGGGAGAGAGAGUAGGCAAAAAGAUGCUUCUUUCCAGCAUGAAUUCAAGUUACCCCUGCAAGCUGACCCUUCUUAAUGGCACAUUUGCCCCCAAACACAUAGUUCCCUCUUCUCUGUCCAAGUUUACAAUGCUUAUGACACACAUUCCCGAUACUAUGGCUCUACCCCAGAGAUUUAAGAUUGCUAGAAGCUGGGACAAGAGAAUGCCCGUUAACCGAUGCCAAUGCUUUUCUUUCCCGAUAUUUUCCCUUCCUGUGAUAACAACCAUCAUCAUUCUUUUUUUAGGAGACAGAAACCCAUGCACAGAAACUCGUGUGCUGUUAUCCGCAAGAGACAUUUCCGAAGGCAGAGGCAGUGGUCGCCUGAAGAGGUUCUGUGCUGCGCUGUAUUCUCAACGAAAUCUGGUGGAUGUAACGAGGCAGAACCAUGUAUCACAAUCACGGCUUCAGCCAAGGCUGGAAUACUGGCGGAAGAACCCGAAUGCUCCAGAUAAACGAAAGGCUAACAGAUAGUAAUGGCCGGCAUUUAUUGAACACUGAGAAUCAGACAUUGCAUGUACUAUCUCAUGUAAUCUCCAUUAGUUUUAUGUGGUGGCUACUAUUAUAAUUUAAAUUAUAAAGAUGAAGUUCAGAUACACUGGAUACCUGCAGUUAUCUAAGCAGCAAGCUUAAAAUUCAUACUCCAGUCCCUACUGACAAAAUAAUAGGUUCCUAAUUACUUCUCUGCCCUGCUUAUGAAUAUUUUGGGAGAAAUCAUGCACUUUUCAUUUGAGGCAGACAAGUCUCAGGCAAUCAGAAGGUAAGAUGUAUCACUCAGAGCAGUAAGUUGCUGUAGUCUUUUGAACAGGGAAUCAUAUAUUGUUUGGCAAAUAUGUCUAGAUAAUCUGCAAUUUGAGAGAUUUUUGCUUCUUUCUGUGAUCUGCUUCUAGGCCUGAAAUUUCUUACACAUGGAGAGAGGAGGAGAGUGUGUGGCAGCUGAGACUCCCUGGAAAGACAGCAGAAAUCUGUGUCUGUCAGAGGACCUGCAAGCCUCCCUUUAUUAUAACUGGUACCCCAGGCAGUUCACCCAUUGCCCCACCCAGCUGCAACCAGUCAGGAACAGAGUUAAUACUCCUAGAAAGAAAACAUGUCAAGGUUCACUUGCUGCAUUCGCCAUUCUAACAGGCAAUCACAAACACCCACAAACAUCAAUGUCAUCCAUGAAGAUGAGACAUGACAGAAAUUAAAAGCACGGGCUGGGCACAGUGGCUCACACCUGUAAUCCCAGCACUUUGGGAGGCCGAGGCAGGCAGAUCAUGAGGUGAAGAGAUUGAGACCAUCCUGGCCAACAUGGUGAAACCCCGUGUCAACUAAAACCACAAAAACUAGCUGGGCAUGGUGGUGCAUGCCUGUAGUCCCAGCUACUCGGGAGGCUGAGGCAGGAGAAACGUUUCAACCCUGGAAGUGGAAGUUGCAGUGACCUGAGAUCGUGCCACUGCACUCCAGCCUGGUGACAGAGUGAGAUACCAUCUCAUAAAAAAAUAAAACCACAAAUAUAUACAGACUUAAACAUCCUGAAAAAACAAUGAUAUACAGAGAAACCAUGCAAUCCUACAGUUCUGAAAACCAGACCAGAUGCAGCCAACUGGUGAUACUGAAGCAAUGCAUACUUUCAUUAAGCACGACUCUAAUGUCCUAACUUUUUCAUCAACUGAAGAGAAUCUAAUAAGACCAUCUACAGAAAAAGGCAUAAAAAGGAAAAGUAGUGACUACAUUACUGGAUUACUUCUGCCAUACAGUUUUUGAGACCCAGACUUGUGGUCCAAACUUAUACUGAAAAUUACACCUGGCAAAAGAAGAGUUUGCAUUUUCUGAUUUUCUGACUUGUGAAGCAGUGCAAAAAUCCACAAAAUAAUUUGGUUCCAUUUUUCAUUGUUCGUGUCUACACUGACUCACUGAAGUGGUGGAAGGUAGAGAAUCAAGAUUCAUCUUUCAGUACACAAAAUGGAACUCAAAGAAAAGUAUUUUUUCAAGGCUCACAUUGUUACACAUGUAAUAAUACACGUGAGAUAACAAAAUGCUCUAGGAAUUCAUAUGGUAUGAGCUCAGAACACUGGUUAUACAGUUUUAGUAUGUGUAUAAUUUGUUACUUCUAUCUCUGUCUUCAGACUGGGCCCAGGAGUGAUUGCUCAUUACUGUAUAGCUCGUAGUGAGCUCAAUGUUGUAAUAAACCCACAUGGAUGAAA
Messenger RNA from Callithrix jacchus (white-tufted-ear marmoset), 33955 nucleotides. Lineage: Eukaryota; Metazoa; Chordata; Mammalia; Primates; Cebidae. The record is from RefSeq and is a predicted model, not a curated record.